Molecule: messenger RNA, 1724 nt
Organism: Paramecium primaurelia
Lineage: Eukaryota; Ciliophora; Oligohymenophorea; Peniculida; Parameciidae
Source: the annotation of a GenBank genome assembly
AUGUAAUUAAAGAGAGAUUAUUAUGAAAUUCUUGGAUUGGAGUAGAAUUGCGAUCAGGACUAAAUCAAAAAGGCAUAUAGGAAUAUGGCAUUGAAGUUUCAUCCAGACAAGAACUAAGCAGAUGAUGCAAAAGAAGUGUUUUAAGAAAUCCAGGAAGCUUACUAAGUUCUUUCUGAUCCUAAUGAAAGAACAUGGUAUGACAAUCACAAAUAAUAAAUCUUGAAUCCUGAUCUUGACAAGGCAGAUUUAGAAACUAUGGAAGGAUUUGGUUUUAACAUAUGGCAUUAUUUCUCUCCUCAUUAUUUUGGUUUUGGAGAUGAUCAAUAAGGUUUGAUAUUAAUAUUGAUAUUUUAGGAUUUUAUGCCUUUUAUAGAGAAGCCUUUGAAAAAAUAAAAUUUGAGGAAGAAUCAGCUUUUAAUAAUAAAUAAUUGGAUUCAGAAGAAGAAGACUCGAAUACUGAAUUUGAAAAACUUCCAGGUUUUGGUACUUCAAAUACACCAAUUGAUUAAGUACUCAAAUUCUAUGUAAAAUGGGAGAAUUUUACCACUUAUAAAUAAUUUGCAUAUGCAGACAAAUAUAACCCAAAGGAUGCUCCUAAUAGAUGGGUAAAAAGGGCAAUAAUUAAAGAUAACAAAGUUGAAAGAAAGGAAGAGAAGAAAAAAUAUCUUAAAACAAUUAAAAAAUUAGUAGAAACAGUAAAAAAUAAAGAUCCUAGAUAUAAAGAAUAUUUGGAACAAUUAAAAAAAGAAUAAAUAAUUAAGGAAUAACAAAAGAAAAAAUUUAAAGAAUAAGAAAAAAUUCAUAUGCAAGAAAUAUUAAAAUAGGCUAGACUUGAAGAAUAAGAAAGGUUUAAAUAAAAUGAAGAGUAUUUUAAAGAAAGAUAACAAUUUUAAGUUAUUACAGAAAAAUAAGAAAAAUCUUCAGAUGUUUUCUUUUGUGAGAUUUGUGAUAAAGAAUUUAAAUCAGAAUCAUAAUUUAAGAAUCAUUAAAAUUCUAAGAUUCAUAAAUCUAAUUUAAAAGAUAUAAUUUCUUAGAUUACUGUUGAUAAAAGAGAAUAAGAAGAAUUAUUAAAAAAAAAUGGUGUUAAUAGUGUGAGUUCUUAAGAUUUAGAAGAAACCUAAAAAUAAAUAUAAGAAUAAAUAAAUAAAGAAUUAGAAAGAGAAUAAUAAAAAUAAUAAAAAUUAAUUGAAUAAUAAACAAAACAAAAGGAAAAGAAAAAGAUUAAAAAUAAAAAGAAAAAGUCUUAAUAAUAACAAUAAUAAUAAGACCAAAAAGAAGAAAAAAAUAGUAGUAGUGAUGAAUUAUAAAAAGAAACAAAAAAUGAAGAAAAUGAAUAUGUAAAUAGUGAUGAUGAUGAUCAUUUUACAUAAUUACUAAAAAAUAAGAAAAAUAAUCCAAUAAAUUAAUAAUAGGAUAUUAAAUAACCUAUAAUUAUUCAAUAAUAAAAUAGUGAAAAAUAAUAAUCAGAUUCUAAAUUUUUAAUCUAAUAAAGUGAAUCUGAUGAUGAAAAAAAUGUUAUUUAAGAUACUAAAAAAGAUGUUGAUGAAGUUGCUAAUGAACCAAAACAACUCAAUAAAGCUAAAUUAAAAAAAUUAAAAAAAAAAGAAAAAGAAAAAUAAAAUGAGUAAGAAAAGUUCAAAUGCAAUGUUUGCUAAGAGGUUUUCUAAUCUAAAACUAAAUUAUUUAAACAUUUAAAUGAAUCUGGUCAUUAAAAAGCAAAAUGA